UGCAAUGGCGGCUAUGUUAGUCAGUCGUGUCCUGUUGCCUCAAAGGCUUUCUCAGCAUCUUCCUAAGGUUCCGUGGGUCAGAAUGUUAAGUUCUGACGCUAAUGAUAAUGGAGAAAAACCAAAGAUAUCAGUGGAAGGCCACACGCCCACCCUCUCUGAUUUAAAAGAAACACUCAAGGGAAUAAGUACAGAAGCAAGCCGGCCAGUUGUGCAAGAAGUGAAAGGAGAAAAGGAAAAAGUUGUAAAAAAAUCAUUUCUAGAGAUUCUUGUUCCCAAAGUGUCACAAACUAAGGGAGCGCUGAUGAAAGGAAAAGAAAAUGGAAUUGCAAAGAAGGGCGAGGGAAAAAUUUCAGUCGGUGGUAUCCUUUCCUUCUUGGCGAAACCCUCACAAGAGCCUAUAGGGAACAAAAGUCUGAAGAGUAUUCGAGAAAGGUCAUUGGGAAAUGCUAGUGAGCUGAGAAAAAGUAUUAUGGGUGAUAAAACGAAUGUCAAAUUUCCAGCAUGGGAAGGAGAGAGAUCACAGUGGAUAGAAAAGAGCCUCGAGGACUUCGAGAAGGCACAGACCAACUCGACUACUGCUAAGGCACAAAAAACUGAUCCCAAGCUGAAUGAGAAAAUCAAAAAGGUACUGUCAGGACUACAGGUGGGACCUCAAAAGAGUGGAACAGCUGAGAGGCUUGUUGCGGCAGCGGAAAACUGGGGUAAAACCCUCAACACUCGAAAGAGAUUGAUUCAAGAGGAAUACUUACAGCAAACCACACAGAAUUUGUCAGAGGCACCAAGCUGGGUGUCAUUUGACGAGGGCGAGAAGACUGGGUUAUUUGAUAACGUCUUCAAGGAGGCAAAACACGGAAAGUUGAACCCCAUCUCUCAAUCUGAUUUUUUGUUCCAUCUCUUCGUCACAAACAGGUUCCAGACCCAAGAGUCAGUAGGAGUGUUGAGGAAUUCAUUCAGUGAACAAGUGAGGCUUUCCAACAGGCUCUGGACAUACCCAAUAGACAAUGAAGUGUGUAACUCAGUAGAAGAACAGAACACCAGUUUUGAAGAGCAUGUAUUUCUGGAGUACUUAUUGGAUGAGUUUCCUAAUAAAGGUCCAGUUCGCCGUUUCAUGGAAUUGGUCAUCAAUGGAUUACAGAAAAAUCCAUUUUUGACUGUAGCACAGAAAAAGGAAAGAGUUGGAUGGUUUCAUGAUUAUUUUGCCAAUUUUUCUGAAGAGGACCUUAAUUUCUGAGAGUUGAAUGUUAAAAUCUCAAUGUAAUCUCGCUUUUGCAAGUAAUGUAUUAAUUACCUUCAAGAACACAAUUUGUUUCAGCCCUGUUUCAAGAAAUUAGAACUUACCAUUUGAUGUUUGUAGCCUUGUGGUAACUGUGUCGUAGGUGUCAGAGUGCUAUUUAUUAUAAUUUUUUUACCCAAGUACAUUUUUUUAACUACUGGUAGUCAUUUUCAAGGUGCAUAGAUAGAGCUGCACUCAGAGACUGGAAAAUGGACUUGUUGACGAUGGAUUCGAGCAACUGUCGCAACAUUUUUGGAUGAGAUCUUUCAGUAUUUGAAGGAAGUGUGCACUCACAUGAACAUAAUAGUUGAGAGACCAAGACCAAGACCAAGACCACUGUUUUUGUAAUGAGGCUUCAAGUAAGAAAUUAAAUGAAGAUGAACCACAGUUAACCUUAAUGCAUUCAUUGGAAUAGGGGCACUUCUUGGAAUACGGGUGCUUAUUCAAUAGGGCCAUUAGCAAAAGCAAACUUGGAGGGGGCACAUUUUAGUGAAAGAGUGCAUUUUGGAAGGAGAGCACUAAAUGGAAUCAUUAUUGUAACAGCAAAUAUCCCUUAACUAAUAACUAAGCUUUACCCUUUGUACACUCAUCAGGCAACAGAAAGUGUUGAGAGUUACAUUGUAUAUCCACAAAAGAGAGAAAGAAAAAAUAAGUUU
Messenger RNA from Pocillopora damicornis (cauliflower coral), 1929 nucleotides. RefSeq lists its product as uncharacterized. Gene Ontology annotation, molecular function: structural constituent of ribosome. The record is from RefSeq and is a predicted model, not a curated record. Gene Ontology annotation, cellular component: mitochondrial small ribosomal subunit. Lineage: Eukaryota; Metazoa; Cnidaria; Anthozoa; Scleractinia; Pocilloporidae.